CGUUCCUUGAAGCGCGCUCGCCCGCGUUGUAAAUGCUCCAGAGCCGCAACAACAACGCUCCGCAACGGGCAUGCAUUUCUAGGUUCAAGAGCUAUCACUUGCUCGGUUGAGCGCACCCUACCGGCGCGAAGCGCUCACAUAAGCUUCGGAAGGCGUGUUCCUCAUGCAGCGCAAAAGUGCUGCAUCUCUUACCGCGUCCACGCUCCGCAAUCGCUAUUCUCUUUCCAUACCCUCUGCUUAGAAGUUCCACAUACGAUAGAAAUGGCUUCGCUCGCUCAGCGCGUGAGCGUUCCGCUGGGCGUCACUUCCCGGCGGCCUGCUGUGGCCCCUGUGGCGCUGCUGGGCGCUCUGCCGGUCCGGCCUUCGCAGGUCUCCGUUGGCUCGCGCCUGGCAGUGAAGCCGGUUGCGCCGGUCCGUGCUCGCCAGACCCUUGUUACCAAGGCUUCUGCCGCGGAUGCCCCCAAGGAGCUCGAUGCGCUUGAGACGACUGUCUCCAAGGUCGUUGGCGCAAAGCUGGCGCCUACUGUGGUCACGCUGAGCUUCAUUACCAUCUGGUACGCCCUGAACAUCGGCUUCAACCUGCUGAACAAGACCAUCUUCAAGUACUUCCCCUACCCCUACACCGUGUCCACCAUCCACGUGGUGGUCGGCCUGGUCUACUGCGUGCUCGUGUACGCCGUGGGCCUCAAGAGCUGGUCCUUCGGCCGCCCCGUGACCAAGCAGGAGUUCAAGAACAUCUUCGGCCCGGCGGCCAUGCACGCCGUGGGCCACGUGGCCGCCAACAUCUCGUUCGCGGCUGUGGCCAUCUCGCUGACGCACACGGUCAAGACGCUGGAGCCAGCCUUCAACGUUGUGCUGUCCAAGGUCAUCCUGGGCGAGGCCACGCCGCUGCCCGUGCUGCUGUCGCUGGUUCCCAUCAUGUUCGGUGUGGCGCUGGCCUCGGCCGGUGAGCUGUCGUUCAACUGGACCGGCUUCCUGACCGCCAUGGCCUCCAACCUGACCUUCGGCUUCCGCGCCGUGUGGUCCAAGCGUGCCAUGACCAAGUCUCUGGAUGGCACUGCCGUGUACGCCUACACCACCCUGAUCUCGGUGCUCAUCUGCGUGCCCUGGGCGCUGCUGGCGGAGGGCAGCACGCUGGUGGAGGGCGCCAAGGCCGCUAUCGCCAACGUGGGCGCCUCGCGCUUCUACACCGACCUGUUCAUGGUCGGCAUGCUGUACCACCUGUACAACCAGUUCGCGUUCAACACCCUGGAGCGCGUCAGCCCCGUGUCGCACGGCGUGUGCAACGUGGUGAAGCGCGUGGCCAUCAUCGGCUCGUCCGUGCUGUUCUUCAACCAGACCCUCACCGCCCAGGCCAUGGUGGGUACCGUCAUCGCCCUCAUCGGCACCUGGCUCUACACCGAGAUGUCCAGCAAGCACAAGCACAAGAAGGCCCCGCCGCCGCCCGCCGCCGCCGGCGGCGCGUCGCCGGCCGCGGCCUAAGCGGGCAGCGGCAGGCAGCUCCACGGGCCGUGGCGUGCUUCCGCACGGGCGCGGAUAUGCGGUUUUGCCAGGGAGGCGGAGAUGGCAGCAAAGUGCAGCCAACGCGGCGCAGCGCGGCUUGUGGCGGCAUGGCGGACGGGAGGAGCAGCGGCGGCGGAGCCAGCCGGACGAAAGCAGCCGCAGUGAACCGCGGCGGCGGGGGGUUGGGGCGCGCUCUCAACCUACACCGCUCCCUGUAGCAUUGGGAUUUCAUGCGCGGACGGGAGGACUCGGGGGCCGGAAACGGCGUAUACACGGCGCGUUGUGCAGCGGCGUGCGUUUCCGGCUUGGGAACUGAGGGAAGGAGGCGGCUGUGUACAUCUGGACUCUGGCUCUCCAUUCGGGCUCUCAUCAUAAAGCCACUUCCCUGCAUCGACUACCUACCAAUCAACUCGGUACCCUGUGCAACGUGCCCCUCGUGGCCUCGUCGGAUCGGAAAAUGACAUUCCGGAAGUCUGCUGGUGAGUUCGGCUUCCAAUACUUGUGAUGGGGUGCGUAUGUCAUGUGAAUGCGUGUGUGCAAGGGUGUCAUCAGGUUCAUGACUUGUCGGAAGAUCAGGUGCAGACCGCAAAGCAAGAAAGAAGAGCAGCACGGUAUGGGCGGUUGGUGUUGGUGGUGUCGUGGUCCCCGGAAAUAUCGGGGCGGGCUGUAUAGAUAAGAGGCUGUGGCAUUGUCAUUGAGGUGGGAGUGUCAAGGCUGCACCCGGGUGCCCGGGAGAACGGUAGCAUGGGGCUGGUGCGGCCCGCAACCCUCUCAUGCACGUGCAACGGCUGCGUGUGCCAUAUUGUCUUGUGUAAAUUCAUUUGCGAAGUCUGCGGAUGGCCUAUAACAUGAACUGGACCACUAUGGUGAAUAUAGAGGAUAUCAUGUCGUUGGGGGCUGGGUACAGACGGAGGAUAGGGAAGACCUCCGUGCGUUGCGAAUGGGGCUAGUCGUAGUUGUGUCGCUGGCGCAGGUUUGCGUGGCCCUGCCAUAUACGAGACAGCUUCCUUGCCAUCCCGCGGAUUGCAACAGUCGGACGCACCACUUGUAAACAUUAUAAGGGG
Messenger RNA from Chlamydomonas reinhardtii, 2567 nucleotides. RefSeq lists its product as uncharacterized. Gene Ontology annotation, cellular component: Golgi apparatus. The record is from RefSeq and is a predicted model, not a curated record. The coding region runs from base 262 to 1482 and encodes 406 amino acids. The transcript is spliced from 8 exons. NCBI's taxonomy places the organism in Eukaryota, Viridiplantae, Chlorophyta, Chlorophyceae, Chlamydomonadales, Chlamydomonadaceae. Gene Ontology annotation, molecular function: antiporter activity.